This is a messenger RNA of Mesoplodon densirostris (Blainville's beaked whale), 1461 nucleotides long. It is a transcript of the gene KCNA7, whose product is annotated as potassium voltage-gated channel subfamily A member 7. The record is from RefSeq and is a predicted model, not a curated record. Gene Ontology annotation, cellular component: voltage-gated potassium channel complex; membrane. Gene Ontology annotation, biological process: protein homooligomerization; potassium ion transmembrane transport. Lineage: Eukaryota; Metazoa; Chordata; Mammalia; Artiodactyla; Ziphiidae. Bases 88 to 1461 code for a protein of 457 amino acids. The transcript is spliced from 3 exons. Gene Ontology annotation, molecular function: delayed rectifier potassium channel activity; protein binding.
UUACGCGUGGACACCGGACACCAGGCUGGGGCGGCGGCGGCGUCGGGGCCACACGUCCGUCCGCGGGUCGCCGGGGCUGCGCGCGCCAUGGAACCCGGGUGCCCGCCGCCGUGCGCCUGCUGCGAGCGAGUGGUGCUCAACGUGGCUGGGCUGCGCUUCGAGACCCGGGCGCGCACGCUGGGCCGCUUCCCGGACACGCUGCUCGGGGACCCGGUGCGCCGCAGACGUUUCUACGACGGCGCGCGCCGCGAGUACUUCUUCGACCGGCACCGGCCCAGCUUCGACGCGGUACUCUAUUACUACCAGUCGGGCGGGCGCCUGCGGCGGCCGGCGCACGUGCCGCUCGACGUCUUCCUGGAGGAGGUGGCCUUCUAUGGGCUGGGUGCCGCGGCGCUAGCGCGCCUGCGCGAGGAGGAGGGCUGCCCCUUGCCAUCGGAGCGCCCCCUGCCCCGCCGCGCCUUCGCGCGCCAGCUCUGGCUGCUCUUCGAGUUCCCCGAGAGCUCGCAGGCCGCGCGCGUGCUCGCCGUUGUCUCAGUGCUCGUCAUCCUCGUCUCCAUCGUCGUCUUCUGCCUCGAGACGCUGCCCGACUUCCGCGACGACCGCGACAGCUCGGGGCUCGCCGGGGUGGCUGCAGCCGGCCCGUUUCCGGCUCGGCUGAACGGCUCCAGCCCAGUGCCUGGACCCCCACCUCGCUUGCCCUUCGAUGACCCGUUCUUUGUGGUGGAGACAUUGUGCAUCUGUUGGUUCUCCUUUGAGCUGCUGGUGCGCCUGGCGGCCUGCCCAAGCAAGACAGCCUUCUUCAAGAAUGUGAUGAACCUCAUCGAUUUCGUGGCCAUCCUGCCUUACUUUGUGGCACUGGGUACUGAGCUGGCCCAGCAGCGGGGGGUGGGCCAGCCAGCCAUGUCACUGGCCAUCCUGCGAGUCAUCCGACUGGUACGCGUCUUCCGCAUCUUCAAGCUGUCCCGGCACUCAAAGGGCCUGCAGAUCUUGGGCCAGACCUUAAGAGCCUCCAUGCGAGAGCUGGGCCUCCUCAUCUUCUUCCUUUUCAUUGGUGUGGUCCUCUUCUCCAGCGCAGUCUACUUUGCUGAGGCCGAGCGGGCAGACUCCCAUUUCACCAGCAUCCCUGAGUCCUUCUGGUGGGCGGUGGUCACUAUGACCACAGUUGGCUAUGGAGACAUGGCGCCCGUCACUGUGGGCGGCAAGAUAGUGGGCUCUCUGUGUGCCAUUGCCGGCGUGCUGACCAUUUCCCUACCUGUGCCAGUCAUUGUCUCCAACUUCAGCUACUUUUACCACCGGGAGACAGAUGACGAAGAGGCUGGGAUGUACAGCCAUGUGGACACGCAGCCCUGUUGCCCACUGGAGGGCAAGGUCAAUGGGGGGUUUGUGGAUCAAGAGGUUCCUGAGCUCCCACCUCCACUCCUCUGGGCUCCCCCUGGGAAACACAUGGUCACCGAAGUGUGA